AUGUGCCAGUUGAAGUUUGGGCAAGGUAUGAAGCGUGGCCUCAGUGUCAAGCUUGUGCGCCUGGGCCGAAUUCUUCUCAACGCGUGUCAUUGCCAAGUACAGUGGUGUUUGAUGCGCAAGGCUAUCCGAGAUGGGAAGCUUCAGGCAGAUGUCCAUGGCCUCUGCAUUUUCCAGGGCCUUUGCGCUUUGCCUACCCUGUUUGUCGAACAGGAUGAUCUCAUCAGCCAGGCAUUUCGCCAAAAUGUGAAAUCUGCAUAUAUCUCUCCAGUGAGCAGCCUUCAAUGGACGCACAUGGUGCUGGUGACGCACUUUGGAGACAAAGUUGGGACGGACUACUCGCAGAUCUUCGCUUGGGAUAACCCUCUGGAACGGAGGAGCAACGGCAAGUUGCUUUGCAAUGUGCUGGACAGACUCUUGAAAGGCUACGAGACCAAGGUUGAUGCAGAGGGGGUCGCAGUUGAACCGCCUUUGGCCAAAAAACGCAGGGGAAGACGCGCUCCAUCCAAGAAGGAUGACAGCCAGACUUCGCAACCUGCUCCAGAUGGCAACCGUUCUGAGAUCCGCAUUGGCACAGUCAAGGUGACUGCCAUCAAGAACCUGCUUAUGUGGGUCACUCCGCAGGCUUACAAGAUGAUGAUGCACCAUUCCUCUGUUUGUGGAGGGGAGCGCCGUUCGGCCUUCACUGAAGCAGUGUUGGCGUGGCGUCAUUUAUGGCCAGGGAGCACCCCAGCAGAGGGUAUGAUGCCGAAUGAGGCUGAGGAAUUUGCCAGGCGAGGUGCUGCAGCAAUGCAAAAGAAGCUGUUGCCUGAUCGGGUCACGUCAAAGCCCUUGCAGUUCGGAAUGGAUUUGACACCAGAAGAUCAUGAAGCCUUGAUCCUGAAAAUUGUCAGCGUGUAUGAAAGUGAGAUGGAAACAAAAGGUGACUUGGCCAAGAUCAACGUGGACCAGCUGUGGAGCUACCGCAUGGUAGUGCAGGCAUGGCGUCAAACAGUGAUUCAUUGUGCCAAAGCAGACCUUGAUGAGCGAAGCUUCCAAGAGGUCCAGAGUGCCAUUGAAACCGGCGACGCAUUGGACCAGCAGCUCUGCCAAUGCUUGAAAAGCUUUCCACUUGAAUUUGGCCUCACAAUGUUGCCAGAUGUGAAGUGUUUGACAGAUGCUGGUGAGAUGCAAGAUGCAGAAGUUGAUGAUGUCAUUGAGAAAGCCGAGAAGGAUGAGUGGAUUUCCAAGUUCAUCGCCAUGGAGGCCAAAUUGAAGUUGGAUUGGAAGCUGCUCAACUCAGUGUCAGAUGGCUAUGAGGUUCUUGGAGACUGUCUGGAUUGGCUGUCGACCCAAAAGAAAUUGAAAGUUGCACAGCACGCUCGGGACACAGUUGACAGGCACAUGAAAUUCUUCUGCCCCGUGUUAGCUGUGGAGAACAAUGAGAGUUUGCCUGGGGACCUGGAGGGCUUGAUGGCUUCCCUGCCGCCGCUGGCUGAUCCUGAUGGCAAGCGUCUCAUGGUUUUCCAUUUGGACUUCAACAUCCCAAAUGCCCGCAAUGCUCUGAGUCUCAAAGGGCUUAUCCCAUCAUUGGCCAAUUGUGUGGGCACUACUGUGGUCUUGUGCAUCUUUCCAAACCGCAGUCGAGAGGAUAGUGAAUGUGAUCCCAUGGAAGACGAGGUGGACAUUGUCCGAAAGAUGCGUGAGGCUGGAUUCAAACGGCAAGUCCCUUUCUUCAUGCCUUUGCGUGUGCCCAUGGAGGAGACCACAAACCAGACGCAAUGGGACUUUGGGAUGCGGGGACGUCUCAUGUUUUGGGGAGGCGACGACUCUGGGCCCAAUGUUUUUUUGCAGUGCUCAGAGCUGGUGAGAACUGGAAAGUUGCCCGAGGGAGAGCUGUGUUCAGAGAUGCUACCAAUCACUUCGAGUGCAGCAGAAACGGAACGAGCAGAUGGAAUGCGUGUAUGCGCCGCCACCCGGUCGGCCCAGAAAGGUGGAGAAGUCUGGAAGAUCGUGUACCAGCAACUCAUGAUGACCAGCAAAGCAAAUCCAGCUGCAGCCCCUCCACUGGUGAGACCAAAGGAUGAGAUCGUCAUCCUGGACUUUCACGUCCACAAUGCAGACCAUGCAUUGGGGUCUUGCUUGAUGGCAGCAGAGGGAGGGCCUGUGCAGAGGCAUGUGAUGCUGAAGUUUCUGCGGGACAAAAAGAGCCUGAGUGCCUGUGAGUUCUCACAAAAGCGAGUUGGCGCGCACCUGGGCACGAAGUGGCUUAAGCACGAACUUAAGCUUUUCACAGAGACUGGAAAAAGUGUGGCUCCCAUUGAAGCCGAUAUCACCAUUCUCGAUGACAAUGACAAGGCCUACCUCCGCUCAGUGCCUGGAGCCAUGGAAGCAUACGAAGGAACGAGAACGUGGGAAGGCAAGCUCCGCGUGACUUGUCUCAAUGGUGCCCAGGUUUCUUUGCAGCCAUCAUUGAAAGCAGAGUUCGCACAUGCACUGCCGUCAGUGAAAGCGCAGUUUGAUGCCAUGGAGAAACUGCACAAUGACAAGUAUGGCUCCUUGUUGGUUGGGAAGCUCCAAACUGUGCGCGGUGAUGCACGUGGAGGCACUCCCACUGCAGACCCAAGGCCUUCGAAUUUGACAAGUGGAAAUGCACAAGAAGGCAGUGGCGAAUUGAAUCCAGAGCCCGUUUCUUUGACUGGUCCAGAGUCGGAUGCACAGCUUCGCCAACAGUACAAGAUCAAUGUCGACGUGAAGGCCUUUGAUAAUCGUGGUGUUGGAUUUCUUGUUGCUGACAAUGGCCAUGCGUUUAUCAUUGUGAAGUCCGAAGACUUGAUCUUGCGGAAGGGUACCAAAAUCGCUGGUCUUGGGUCUGGACGGAUGACCCAGGAAGCUGGUGGUCAUGCCUUGCAACUGGGAUUUCCUGAUGGUGACAGGACACUCACUGAGGCCUGGUGGGUGACCGUUUGGGGUGUGUGUUCAUCUCACAGGCUGCUUGAUGUGACAUCUUGCAUCUCGCAUCCACAAUUUCAAGUGACGUCUUCAACUGACAAACUCAACUGUCAUCUCCGUUGUUUCCAUUGGCAUCUUCAAUGUGCAGAUUGUGCUGAUAGUUUCCCACUCUCUUCUCACAUGACCCAUUCAAUUAAUGUCUCCACAGUUUCGAGUGACACCUUCAAGGUAGGCUGUGCUGAUAUUUCCCCUUCUUGUAGGUUUCACAUGACACGUUUAACUGACAUCUCAACAGUUUCCAUUGGUAUCUUCAAGGUAGGUUGCGACACUAAAUUCUUGAGGUUUCAUGUGACACAUUCAACUGACAUCUCCACAGCUCUCAUUGACAUCUUCAACUGGCACCUUCCACCCCUCACCUUUCAAGCUUCGUUUGGUAUUCAACUGACAUUGUACAGUUUCAUUGGGCAUUCAACUGACAUUGUACACUGGUAUAUUCAAUUGACGCAUAGCAGAUUCAACUGA
This is a messenger RNA of Cladocopium goreaui, 3450 nucleotides long. The record is from the annotation of a GenBank genome assembly. Lineage: Eukaryota; Dinophyceae; Suessiales; Symbiodiniaceae.